UUGAUACACACACUCUCUCACUCUGUAAAACACACACACACUCACAAAAGUUGGUUUGAUCAUAUCAUUUGGCACUUAUCAAUUUUUUUUCUAAUCACUCUCAGUUUUCGUGUAAUAAGUGUUGCAGGCAAGUUGAUUUGUUUACAUGGAGGUCGUUGAAUCCAAGUCGCAGUCCCUUGGGGAGAAUGGUCAUCAGAUUAGUCCUGAAAUUUCUGUAUGUCUUGCCGAAAAUGUUGAAGCAGGGUUUCAGCAGUGUAUCAAAGAAAUCCUUGUGCUUAUAGAAAAGGAUGGAAGUUUCCCUGAUAUGACUUCUGAAAUAUAUGAUGAAAAGAAAUCUGAAUUGAAAACACAUGUCACUGAAUUGUCACGAAUGCAUGGUUUGUUGGCUGAUCAACAUGUUCAUCUGAUUGGAGAAGUUAGUAGGAACUGUCCAUCUCUGAUCAAAAACCAGAAUCUUGAUCCGUGUGAUUCAAGCUCUCCUCAAGUUACUCAGAUGUUUACCCCUGAUCAAAUGAGUAAUACACGCAAGUUUAAGACACCUAUCGGUUUUGAUGUGAUGAGCUCAGGAGGCGGUGGCUCCUCUAUAUAUAAAAUUGAAGGUUCAGAGUCUUCCUUCUCAUUAUCAUCAGAUUCCGAUUCAGAAUCUUUCAUGUCUAUUAACAAGCUACUGAUUUCACCAGUCAAUGAUGAUGCGAUGAAGGCGAAAGAAACUAAGGUCCCUGAUGUCUUGCUUUCAAAGAUUUCUUGUUUGGAAGAAGAGGUCGCUAGUUUGAACAAAAAACUUCAGAUUUUAGAAGACGAGAAUACUAAGUUGAAGCAAAAAAUUCAAGAAAGUGAAUCAGAUUUUGAAAUUCAGAAUACCCAUCUUGAAGACGAGAAUGCUAAGUUGAAGCACAAGAUCCAAGAAAGUGAAACAGAAUUUGAAAUUCAGAAUAGCCAUCUUGAAGUUGAGAAAGCUAAGGUAAUUGAGCUGCAGAAACAGGUGGAUGACCUUGAAUUUGUGAUUUAUGACUCUAAUUAUCGAAAUAAAUCAAUGGGAGAAGAAUUGGAGGCAUCCAGAGAGAAACUAUUAGCAGCAGAAGAUAAUAUCUCAAAACUAAAGCAGGAACUGUCUAGCAAAAUAUUUGAACAAACUCAUUGGUUGCAAGGUCAACUUGGGUUGAGUCAGCAAGAAAUAGCCUUGUUACAGAAGCAGCUUGAUUCCGAGAAAGACAAGAAUCUUGGAUUGCAAGAGGAGGUAUAUUCAUUUGUAGUUGAUAUAUCAGUACGUGAUGAUCAAAUUUCAGAAUUAGAUACAAAAAUUGACCAUUUCAUGUCUGAAAUUUCACUACUGAAAAGCACACAUGAGGCGAAAGAGGAUAGCUUGAAUGCUGAUAUUAGAAGGUUAAGAAUGGAAGUAGAAGAAAAGUGCCAGUUAGUUGAAUAUUUGAAUAAAAAGAUGGAUGCGUUGAUGUUAGAGAAAGAUGGAGUUAAGGCUCAGCUGGAUACACUUCAAGCUGAGAAGUGUCAUCAGGGGAAUGUCAUUCAAGAACUGGAGACCUGUUUGAAUGCACUACAGACUGAACAUGUGCAGGUACUUUCAUCAUUUGAUAAUGCACAGAAAGUCACAGAUGAACUAACAUUGAAAGUGGCGGACUUGGAAAGAGAGGUGGAUAGGCAAAGGGAAGUUAUUUCCGACAGAGCGGAAGAGAAAAGGGAGGCUAUAAGGCAGCUAUCUUUCUCCCUUGAACAUUACAUGUCUGGAUACAAAGAGCUUCGUCAAGCAUUCGUUGGCAACAAAAGGCGUGCUGUUUUGACAUCUUGAUUUCACAAACCCUGCGAUGUGUCUACAAGUUUGGUAGUUCUUUGCUUUGAUUACAUACAAACCUCUCUUUUUUAGAUAUAAACAUUCACAUCAUGCUCAUUGGCAAUACUGUGCCAAUUUACAUGAUUAUUUUAGUAUUGUCUCUUUUAUAAAUUUCAAAACAGUUUAUUAUGCCUAAAAUGAAAACCACAUCUUUGGGGUUUUUUUUUUUGCCUGUACUGUUUUACGCCAUAAGA
This is a messenger RNA of Erigeron canadensis, 2040 nucleotides long. Its product is annotated as protein NETWORKED 4B-like. Gene Ontology annotation, cellular component: vacuolar membrane. The record is from RefSeq and is a predicted model, not a curated record. Lineage: Eukaryota; Viridiplantae; Streptophyta; Magnoliopsida; Asterales; Asteraceae. Bases 146 to 1804 code for a protein of 552 amino acids. The transcript is spliced from 3 exons. Gene Ontology annotation, molecular function: actin binding.